AUGAGGAGGAAAGCCAGUACCGUCUCCAGUGGAGAGCAGCAGCUAGGGGACCGAGGAUUCCGGGGUGAAGGUGACAGGGUGAUUGAGACCGCGGACCCACACGGAACUUGUAACAACUUGGAGUAUGAAAGAGAUGCGUUGAUGACUGCUAAACCUGGUAAUGCUCCUGCUUUGAUGUCCUGUCCUGCCAGUGAUGAGACGAGUGCUGAAACAGUUUCUACCACAAACUCUACAAGAGGCAUGCUUAACGUUGACGUCACUGAAAAUUAUGAGCUUGCUGCCCGAGAGUCUACAACAAAUGCCGAACCUUUGAAUUCCAACAAUAACUUCAAAAAUGACAGCAAAACUGACCCUACCCUUAUCUUUGCCACUACCAGCUCUGCAUGUGGAAUGCUUUAUGUUCAAAAAACUGAAAAUCAUAAGCCUACUGACAACCACUCUACGAGCAUUGUCAAACCUUUGGACUCCGACAAUGACUCCAACAUUGAUUCCGACAAUGAUUCCGACAUUUACUGUGAUACAGUUUCUAUUUUAACUUUCAACACCACUAACUCUUCAAGUGAAAUGCUUUAUUUUGACGUUACUGAACAUUAUGAGCCUACUGCGAACAUUUCUACGAUCCUUGGACCCUUGGACUCCGAAAAUGACUCUGACAAUGAUUCCAAUAUUUACUGUGAUCCGGUUCCUAUUUUAACUUUUGCCACCACCAACUCUUCAAGUGAAAUGCUUUAUUUUGACGUCACUGAACAUUAUGAGCCUACUGCCAACAUUUCUACGAUCCUUCGACCCCUGGACUCCGAAAAUGACUCUGACAAUGAUUCCAAUAUUUAUCGUGAUCCGGUUCCUAUUUUAACUUUUGCCACCACCAACUGUUCAAGUGGAAUGCUUUAUGUUGACGUAACUGAAAAUGACGAACCUACUGCCAACACCUCUACGAUCAUUGUGAAACCUUUGGAGUCCGACAAUGACUCCGACAGUUACAGUGAUACGGUUCCUACUUUAACCUUUACCAAUACCAACUUUAACAGUGAAAUGCCCUACGUUGACAUCACUAAAAAUAAUGAGGCUACUGACAAAAAAUCUACAACAAAUGCCAAACCUUUGAACUUCAGUAAUUACCCCAAAGAUCCCAGUGAUACGGUUCCUAACCUUUUAUUUACCACUACCAGUUCUGGAUGUGAAAUUCCUUAUAUUGACGACGAUGAAAAUGAGGAGUCUUCUGCCGACACCUCUACGAUCACUGCUGAACUUUUAGACCCCAACGAUGUCAGUGAUACCGUUCUUGCUCUUAUAUUUGCCACUACCUGGGCCACUACAAGGGGCAUGCUAUAUGUUGACGUCACUGGAAAUGAUGAGCCUGCUGCUAGAGCGUCUAAGAUUACUCCUGAAUCAUUGUACCCGAGCAAUGACUGUGAUACGGUUCCUACUCUUAUCCUUGCCACUACCACUUCAACAAGUGAAACGUCUUGUGUUGACGUUACCAAAAAUGACGAGCCUACUGCCAAUGCAUCUACUAUUACUGCCCAACAUUUGGACUCCAACAAUGCCAGUGAUGUGGUUUCUACUCUUCAUUUGACCACUUCCAACUCUGCAAGUGAAAUGCCUUGUGUUGACGUCAUAGAAAAUGAUGAGUCUACUGCAAGAGCCUCUGCGAUUACCGAAACUUUCGACUCCGACAAGGAAUGUGAUAUGCUGCUUAAUCCAUCACUUGACACAUCCAACCAAAAACAACAUUCAAGUGAAACUUGUUAUAAACAUAUCAACAACAAUAACAACCCUGCUUCCACAACUCCUACAAACACUUUGGACUUCAACAACAAAAGGGUAUCGGAAGACACAAGGGGGCAACCCGUGUACUACGAACAUCCGGUCUCAGCUUGCGACAUAAACUUUGCAGUUACCACCUCCGAGUCUGGGCGGAAAUUGACCAAUCCCGGAUAG
Messenger RNA from Macrosteles quadrilineatus (aster leafhopper), 1941 nucleotides. Its product is annotated as clumping factor A-like. The transcript is spliced from 3 exons. The record is from RefSeq and is a predicted model, not a curated record. Lineage: Eukaryota; Metazoa; Arthropoda; Insecta; Hemiptera; Cicadellidae. Bases 1 to 1941 code for a protein of 646 amino acids.